This is a messenger RNA of Priapulus caudatus, 1231 nucleotides long. RefSeq names its product 39S ribosomal protein L37, mitochondrial-like. Bases 133 to 723 code for a protein of 196 amino acids. Gene Ontology annotation, biological process: translation. The transcript has 5 exons. Lineage: Eukaryota; Metazoa; Priapulida; Priapulimorpha; Priapulimorphida; Priapulidae. Gene Ontology annotation, molecular function: structural constituent of ribosome. The record is from RefSeq and is a predicted model, not a curated record. Gene Ontology annotation, cellular component: mitochondrion; ribosome.
CAUUAAUCUUCAUCUUUUUGUAGUCAUGUCAUCAUUCACAAUCUGGCACGACUUGCGAGUACUCUGGCUGGCCAAUACCCCGAGUUUCUACAGCAAAGACAACACAUCCACAACUCAUAUUUCAGCUGUCCUAUGGAAAACAUGGGAGACCUCAUCUUGAUAAAUGGAACCGUGCACAUUAAUAUUACCAGCAAAAAAUGCCUGCCAGCUUUUGCAACUGAUGCUGAGGUCACGGCAAGUGAAAACCAUCACCUAGCGGACAUCUUUCCCCUUAAGCAGACUAUUGAUCUUUCAAAGGAAAACAUUUAUACUGCUGAAGAACAAAUAGGUUUAGCUGGAAGGACUGACUCCCACCCGCAUACCCUUCUCACAAGAAACCCACAUUACACUUACAUAGACAGCCAGCUGAAUUCAAAGGCAAUGAUGCACUGCAUGGCUCACUGUAUAAUUGAAGCUCAUAGAAUGUAUGGGGCAGAUGUCAAGCAGCUUCCUCAACCAAUCACGGUGCAGCAUAUUGGCGUGAACCACACCGGUCAGGUGUUCUACUUCACAGCGUUCCAGUUGAAUACACUGGACUUCAGUAGCCAUGAUGGUGUAAAGAACUUCACAUGGUUUGAUGGUGGCAACGAGUUGUUCUCAGACAUCACCAAAGAUGGAAAUGUUGUUGGCUAUAACCCAGAAGUAUUCAAAAAAGUUCUUGCUUUCUAUCUAAAUGGUCUAUAGAAGAUCUGGGAAUAUCUGUGUAUGAUAGUCAACAGCCAAACUCCUACUUGUUUCAUGCUUUAGUUCGAAGUGGUGUCGAAGGUAUAUAUAUACGUCAUGUUUAUUGACGUCUCACGCAACUUCACACUUACAAAUAAUGUCAUCGAUCAAGCUGUGGCUACAUGUUACAUGGACAGGCUGUGUAGUAGGUUGAGGUUGUGAUGAAGCAGGUAAUUCAUACAGAUUUGCCUGACCACCUAGUAGAUCAACACCAUUUUUUAGAUGAUCCUGUAACUAUAUAUAUAUAUAUAAUACACGAUUAUAUUAAAACUGAAAAUCUGAUAUUAAAAAGCACUUCUUCUCGUCUCUUGUUAUCCGUGACAUUGCGGGACGAUAUGUAAUAAGGCUUAUGAUUGUGCAACGCGGUGUAUUACAACAGAAACCUUGCUAAUACUUGGAAAUUGCAAAAACUAAUUUGUAUCAGAAUAGCUUGUAGAUGCUUUUAAUAGAAAUGUAUAUAUGGCUUUUA